Branchiostoma belcheri (Belcher's lancelet) is the source of this 9097-nucleotide messenger RNA. RefSeq lists its product as uncharacterized. Lineage: Eukaryota; Metazoa; Chordata; Leptocardii; Amphioxiformes; Branchiostomatidae. Gene Ontology annotation, molecular function: DNA-binding transcription factor activity, RNA polymerase II-specific; RNA polymerase II transcription regulatory region sequence-specific DNA binding. Gene Ontology annotation, cellular component: nucleus. The transcript is spliced from 4 exons. The coding region runs from base 693 to 7310 and encodes 2205 amino acids. The record is from RefSeq and is a predicted model, not a curated record. Gene Ontology annotation, biological process: embryo development; regulation of transcription by RNA polymerase II; animal organ morphogenesis.
GCUUGCCUGUGGGGUAAUUCUGUAGUGCUGGCAUGGCAUGACUCGGUCACGUAAUAAAUUCCUCCUUUUUUAUUACAAGACGGUGCGAUGAAGAAAGUUUAUUAGUAGCUACCCACAUAACGUGUAGCUAACAACAUGCAUAUCUACAAUUGCCUGUUGUAACGGUAUGGCCUUUCAUUGUUGACAUGCAAUCAUGCACCAGACCUGAGUUCUAAUUAGUUUGGAAAGCGGAUAUGGGAGUAUCAGAGUUCGCCCCCAUUCAACUUCCCAUUUCACUCCCUGAAAAGUAAACACGGCCGGAGAAAGUGUUUCAUUGUUGCCAGAUUUUUAUGACAGUCGUAACUUUGCUGCGUGCAUGUAGGAAAAAAUCCCUUUGCGUGCCUCGGCUUCGAUUUUGCCCUAUCCCGGGUAAUGAGGGCCCUUCUAAGCUGUCAUUAUGUUGUCAGCUGAGUCAAUCGCCAUGUCAUAAACAUUCACCAUUCAAGUCGGGCAUGAUGGGAUAUGUAGCGGUGACUCUUUCAAAAUGGCGCAUGGCGGGAGCGGCGGAGCGUGAAACUUCGUCGGCAAAACUGCGAACUUCUGACGGCAGGACCACGCCAGUGCCUUCCUCAUCAGCAGCACAGGUGCGGGUACACCUGCGUGCGAAGUCAAGCCUGAAACAGCCCCGCCUGUUGCUGGAGUGACGCAGCAUCAUGAACAGAGCUGGACCUGCCUGCAGCCCACGGAAGAAAGGUGAAUCUGCGACAGGCAACAGUAACAAUUACAAGACUUUGAACAAUUCUUCACCCGCCAAAAAGAAGGCACCCACUGCUAGUGUUCCCAAGGUGGGACGUCGGAAACAGGUUCUCCAACCCAAGGCGGACCCAGACGCAGCAACAAUAGGUAGUCGUUCUCCCUCUGUCAGGAAAGAUACCAGUGCCAUUAAAAGCGAACAAAGACAAUUAUCGGAGCUUAUAAGGGGACACUUCCAUUACGAGGGCAGUAGUUCAGAGCAGGACGAUUUAGUCAGGAGGUCACCGCGAUUCAAGGCGGAUCUAAGUACAACUUCUCAGGACAAUUCAGGAGCUGAUAGCGAAAUUAAGGGUUCUGUGAUUUCUGUGAACGGAAGCACGGUAAGCCCCAGGAAGCUACAGGACCUGGCCACAGCUUUUCAGGUCAGGAUAACAAAGAUAGCCUCUCCUGGUAAGGCUUCUCCUGCGGAUAGAGACACUAGAGGUCCGAACAAGAAAAUUCUCGCAGAGAAACGGCCAGCAAGUAGGUCGCCAUCCGCCAAACGACAGAAAAAGAAGUGCAAGAAAGUUGACAACAACACAACAAAAGUUGACAACAACACAUCUCGUAGAAUAAAAAAGGCCAGAGGUUCUAGUAAAAGUGGAAAGAAGCCAGAACAAAAGCAACAAGAAAAGAAGCCCGAGCAAAAGCAACAAGAAAAGAAGAACAUUGAUUGUGACAUAUCGUCAAGUGAGACUGUGUUGAAUACAGAACAAACUGCUGACACAAGUGAUAAGUUGAAAAAGAAGCCAAUAGUUCUGCUAACACGGCUAAAGCAAUACCAGUUAUCGAGCCCUAAGAAGGACGAUAGCACAGAGAUAAAGGUUGCAGAGAGCAUCACUGACAUUGAAUCAAAAGAAGACUCAACUGAGGAAGAUCAGGAUACAGCAAUAGAACGCGUCAAAAGGAAAUUAAGUUUUGACGACAGUGAUCACCUUGUUGAAGAAAGUGUCACCGUUGACUGCCAUUCCGAACUGACGAGCGAGGUAAAAUUACAGGACGAAACACCUCACAAGCUGAACACUGAGUCCUUUAGUGAUACUGCACAGGUUGUGAACACUGAGUCCUCUAGUGAUACCGCACAAGUUGUACUUGAGAGUAAAGAUAUCCGCUGUGACUCAGAAACUCACACUGCUGUCGUACAAGAGACAAGUUGCGAACUUGCUAACGCCAUAGAACCAAGUUUAGCACAGGAGCCAAUGAGUGCAUCAGAGGACGUUGCACAGGAAGCAGACAGUGCAGAAAUCACCAUGUCUGAAGAGCUGGUGAAAAAAGAUUUAGUCGUGUCCCCAAAGGAGACACCUGGCCGGAGCCCGUCCACUGCGGUCGGAUCUAUCGAUGAUGUAUCCAAGCCAUUAAGAUUUCAUGACUCAGAGAUGCCGAUGAACGCGGAUAAAAUAGAAAUGAAAUUGGACGAAGUCCCAGAAGCAGUCGUCAACGGCGCAGAUAAAGACGUUGAAAACGAUCCUCACACGACAGAAGGAGCUGAUGACCAUUGUUUACCCCUCGUUACAGACAGGGAGAAAACUGUCACGAAUGAGGAAUCGAGCGCGCCCGGUCCGUCCUCCCACUUGCCUGACAGCAUAGAGAGCUGCAGUGUGGAGUCCGAGGGGACCAACGACGCGAGUAUGUCUGCAACAAUCCCUGCAUCAGAGGAACAGGCACAACAGGCGCCUACACAGGUAGAAGAUGCGGAGCAGAGAAACGCCAUAGACAGUCAUUCCAACCAUCCUUUGCCAGAACCGACAGAGCUGCCCAAACCCGUAGUGAAGGAGAGGACGAACAGGAGGAAGGCAAAGUGCCCGGCGAAGAUCCCGCGCCAAGAAGUGAUGCUGGAGCACCACGACGCUCCGUUCGAGCUCGACGACCACGAAGGAGACAUUCCAAUGGACGAGGAUGAUGAGUUCAUGAUGGAGAUGGGUGAGGAGGACAUGAAUGACGCAGAGCACUGGAUGGAGGACGCUGUGGAAGAGGUGAGAAGCAGGAAGGGCCGACGUAAGGCCACGACGCCCCGCCCGAACAGACAGGCCGCCAGCCCGGGACGUCACGACGUGGCCUACGUGUCCUUAAACGAGGCCAACCCACCUGUGCGGCACCUUCUGAACCACGAGUCACCGGAGGACGCCGGCGACGUCCAGCCCAACUCCGCCAACCAGUACCAGGCGUACCUCAGGGAAUUAUUACCUCCAAUGGCAAAUUCUGGGAGCCAGGGACCGACUUCGCCACCGCCACAGGGUAGCGGCAUGCCGCGCCAGCUUGCAAUGUACCCCAUGCACUCCACAAGGAUGCCUCGGCAAGACGAGGAAUCAGCCGGGGAGGAAGAACGCUCCUCUCUGCCGCCAUUUGCCAGGAGGGUUGGGGAAGACGAUAGCUUGCCGCCAAACUUCAUGGACAACCGAAUGGCACGGCAGCAGGAGAUGGGCGAGCAGCAAAGUCCAGAAGAAGGACAAGGCAGGUAUAGGCGAGAGUUCCACCGCGUUCCUUACAGCAAGUGGGUUCUGACGAUGUUGGAACAUGCCUAUCAGGAAGGGAUGGGGUACGUACGAAGCACGAAGAAGUUCGAACUCAGCAUGGCGACGGGCCUGUCCUCGCGGCAGAUCAAGGUUUGGUUCCAAAACAGAAGGGCGAAGGACCGCAAGCUUAAGAAGAGGGGGAAGUUACCGUUCAAACCGUCGUUCAAUCGCGGCAGAAGGUCGCACGAAGAAGAGAAUGAGUCCGGAGACGGAGCCGACGCAGCCGACUUUGACGUAAAAUCUGAAAACGCACCGGUCUACAGAAAACCCGUCAUUGACUCAGACGUCGACGGGGCUGACAGGAGUCAUAAACUGCAGCUGCAAACACCGAUGGUGACUCCCGCCACGCACAGUCAAGCUUCUGCAGCUCCAGUUCACGUUUCUGCGACGUCUUCGUCCGAGAGUAAGCACCCCGAGCCACUCAACCUGGUCCGUCGGUCCAGCGACAGCCGCACCGACACCGUACGGGCACGUCUCAAAGCGAUGAUGCAGGAAAAAUCAGACCCAGCCCCGCCUCAGCAGUCAGACGAUCGCCGCGACGACCCGAACAACAACGCCCCUCUGAACCUGGUGGUGCCCAAGUCGCAACCUGAACAGCCUCCUGCUACGUCGGCAAGCAGUACCAGGUCUUCUCCACCAACCUCAGCCCAACAACAACAACAACAGAUGGACCAAGUCAGGGCCGCCAUGAUGGGUGCUGCCGGAGCCGCUUCGUCUCCCUUCAUCCCCGUGCCAGGAGCCUUCUUCGUCCCGAUGAUAGACCCUGGAUUCGUCUUCUACGGGCAGCUCGGCAGCCACAUCAGGUGGCACACCCCUCCAGGUGUGCAGGGAGCCGCCGACAUGGGACAGAUCCGACCAAACCUUGCUGCUGCCGGGCCCGGCGGUAUGAUGGCCCAGGGUGCCAAGUUACCCUCAGCCUCGCCAGGAGGACAGCCUCCACUGCCUCCGCCAGAUGAAGUCAAGGCUGCUCAAGCUAAGCGCCAUCUCCUCCUGCCUGGAUACGGCUACAAGGACAUGAGGAGCACGCACGAACGUAUCCGCACGCCCAACCGCUACCGUACCCCUUACACAGACGAGCAGACCCAGGCACUGGAGCACGAGUAUCGCGCGCACGGCGGAUUCAUCAGCAUCACGCGGAAGGAGGAACUCAGCAAGUCUCUCUGUCUCUCCUACCGCCAGAUCAAGAUCUGGUUCCAGAACAGGCGUGCUAAGGAAAGGCGCCAGCACAAGCGAGCCGCGAAAGACGGCCUGCCGUACGGCAUGGGAUCGCCGCCUCGCAACGACGGCACGUCGUCCAAUGACGGCCAGGGGGACAGCAUCAACGACAUGACCAGGUCUCUGACGUCAGACACCGACGUGGACAAACGCGUCAUGGAGGACUUCAGAGAUGAUGACGACUAUGAUGAUGAUGACGACGACAUGAUGGAGAGAUCGCGGGAAUGGGAGUCGGGACCAGACACGUCUCAGGACAGCCUGCAUCUGCAGCCGCAGGAGCAGGACGCACCGCAGCCGCCAACGGCACAGGAAAGUGCAGCACAAGAGCACGCGAUGGAAGCUGUUGUCCCUACAAGUGAGGGUGUUGCCGCCUCUUCUGAAGAAAAACCGCAGAUGAAUGUCUCUCAGACCGAGAAAGAACCAGCGCCGCCUGCCAAGCCUGAAGAAGCAGCAGCUAAAGACGACGACGAAGCCAUGUUCUAUGAUGUAGACAGCGACCACGCCCUCCAAAUAGUCGAAGAGCCUGAGGAAGAGGAACAAGAAGCGGAGACCGUCAGCGCACCGAAGGUGGUGGAGAAACAAGACAACAGACAUGCGAAUCCAGACACGACGGCUGUCGUGCCCCAGCCGCCGGAGGUGUUCUUCCAGAACCUAGAGCUGAUGAGGAGGCAGAGGGUCGACUCCAACCGAUCUCAGUACUCCAGGGAACAGAUCAAGACUCUAGAGGCUGAGUUUAAUGUGCACGCCGGCUUCAUCAGCAGCAAGAGGAGGUCGGAGCUGAGCGAGUCUCUCGGGCUGACCACUCACCAGAUAAAGGUCUGGUUUCAGAACAGGCGAGCGAAAGAACGUCGCCACAUGCAGAAGUAUGGGGAGGGCGAUCCGAUCGCUCUCAGCUUCCUCGCGCCUGGAAUGAUGGGAAAAGUGCCUAUGGUUCCUCUGUCUCCCAACAGGCAGGCCGGCGGUCAUCCCCGACUGCAGGGCACCCCGACCAGCCUGGGAACUGUCAGUAAAGCUGGACAAAAUGAAGGGUACAACAACAUCGUUCGUGCCGCUAUCUCUCCCGUCGAGGCAACAAAGCCAGGGGACAUCAAGCUCGGCUCUCAGAACCACGGCGUCGUGGUGAAGGAGGAACCAGAAGAGUCCCGGGACAGCUACAGCAGCCCUCUGGGUCUCGAGGAGCCCCACAACUCGUGGCUAACCAGGAAGACGAGGACCAAGUUUAGCGAAGAACAGAUCCUUGUUCUCGAGACGGCCUUCGCCAACAACCAGUUCCCCACCGGCUGGGUGAAAGCGCAGUUGUCUCAGGUCACCGGGCUGACCAUGCGGCAGAUCCAUGUCUGGUUCAUGAACCGCAGGCAGAAGGAGAAACACUCCAGGAAGAGGGCCGGGCGCGCAGCCACCAGCCCCGGGGGCAGGGGCAUGACACCGUCCCAGUCCAGACGAGUCCACUGGAAGCAGCUAGCAAAAGCCCUCACCCCGGCACAGAUACGAGAGAACCAAGAGAGGCAGGCCGCUGCAGGUGUCCCAUCGCAAAUCCUGCCUACCACCAGCGUGGUAAACCCUGCACCUGUCAGCACAGCUGCGCAAUUCACCGCCGCCGCACCUCUCCACCUGCCGGCUCCAGCCACGACACCACCGACGCGUCGCCAGACACCCGACACUCUCAAGUCGCUGCAACAGCAAAAACCGGCCGAUAGGGGCGCUUCUGUCUCUUCCCCUGCCGAUCAAGGCCCGAUGGAUCUAACCAAGAAGGAGUCGUCGCCUCCCCGUGACGACAAGAGCGACGCGGCAGACGUGGUGGACAUGAGCGGGUCUCCCGUGCCCUUCAUCUUCAAGGACGACAAGAAGUUCAUCCUGAUCUGCGACGCGCUGCGCCUGCUGUCCACGUCCCACCUGCAGCUGAUGACCGAGUCCCUGCGAGCCCUGGACGUCUACAUCCAGCGCUGCUCCGACCUGGACGUCACCAAGUUCAGGGUCCUGCACGGGGAGGUGCAGCACACCGCCGAGUGCUUCUCCAUCGUCAACCUGGACCAGUUCUCCUCGCACCUGCCACAACUCAGGUACAUCAUGAAGCAGCACCGUAACGCCCAGCCCCCUGAGACCGAAGUGGACGGGGAGAGGCGGUGUUACCUGCGCGCCGCCUGGGGAGGGAAGGACGCCGAAGAACCCAAGGAGAAGCCGCGGAAGGAGCGCCAGCGUCACGUGUCCCCCACCACCGGUGCCUUGCCGCCGAGCUCGAUCGUGAACGCCACGCUGCAGCAGACGCACCCCAUCGUCCUCCCCCCGGGUCUGCCCGGGGCCUACCCCUUCGGGCUGCCGCAGCCGGGGAUGGGCCUCCCCUUCCCCAUGGCCAAGGUGUCUGCCGUGCCGUCUUCCUACCAGUCCGGCCUGGUGACCAGCAGCGCCGCCAGCAGCCAGCCGCCCGUCAGGAUCUCGUCCGUCUUCUCACUCAGCCAGGCCCAGGGAGGGAGCGAGACUAGUAUAGCUUCCAGCAGGAACGAACACGUGAGUCGUCCCCGCAUGCGGUUCACGCAGGACGAGGUGGAGGUGUUGGAGGGUGAGUUCCAGCGCACGCCGUGGCCGGACGGGUACGUGCCGUACGAGCGGCGGACCGAGCUGGCCGUGCAGCUGGGCGUCACCAAGAGCCGCAUCGACGCCUGGUUCAACCACAGGCGCACCAAGGAGAAGUACGGCCCCAGGUCCCAGUCUCGCGAGAUGAGGGAGUCCACCGGCGCAGGCGCACUGGAGGAAGCGACGUCAUCGUCGAAGCCCGUGACGUCAGAGCCGGUGGCCAAUGGUGCAAUGAGCUAACGUGACGUUGGCGGUAGUGUGAGUAGGGCACAUAUACGGACAUCAUCUAGGAGUUAGGGGAAGAUAGAUACCGAGGACCACAGGUUGUAUUUCGAGCCACACGAUGAAGUUGGCAUGGAUUCAGUUAAUAUUCCAGGUCUGUGUGGAGGUCCGUGAUAACGUUCUAUCAGCAUUGUAUUCAAUUGUGCCAUAAGGUAUAGGGUGAUGUCUUGAAUGUUUGAGCAAAAGCCAAGUACAGUACUAUAAUAAUAACUAGACACGGCCAUGGUGCCAACCUGAGGAAAAUGGCCAGAUGACCGGUGUUUGGAUGUUGUGAGCUAAGGAUAAUCGUGGAUGUAACAACCCUGAUCAUGGUCUAGAAAAUGUGCAAAGUUUUCGACGUUUUUCGGUCAUGUAGGAGCAGAUUGAUUUGUAAGAGAGGUUACACUCCAGGUUGCCUGGACAGCCUGCCUCGGCGGCUUGCCAAAUAUCACCGCAAACGGCUCCGAGAGAGUUGAUGGGAAUUUCAAUAUCUAUAGUAACUUUCCUGACGAUAAGUCAUUUGGUCAAAUUAAGCCGGUACAGGGUCAAUUUACCGAUUGGACUCCCGCGUAGAGUUAGUAUCAUAGCGUCCCGCUGAAUGUGAUAUUUUCUCAUGUUAAGCCGGUGGAUAGGUGCUGUUUAUAGCGCACACAAAGCGUGUGUACGUACGGGCUUGUCAUUCCGUAAAUCAUGUGCAGUAAGAAAUGCAAUAGAGAUAGCUAUAUGUACCAGAGUUCUAACCAUAGUUGACUAUUAACAAAUCCAUAUAUGGCAGAAUUUUCUAACAUAGUUGUCGGUUUAUGUCGGAGAAAGAAUGAUAUGACGUGCCUUGCUCUGAGGAGUUUGAAGAUCGUUCUAUUUUUGUGUAUAUGGAUGGGAUAUACUAUAAGUUGUGCCAGCGAGCUGCAAUGAUUUAAACUGCUAGCAGAUACGUGUACGUCACGUGAAGAUAUAGAUAGAUAUAUCACUUCUAACCUGUGCCAGGAAAGUAUAAGUAUAUGCCAUAACAACCAGCAACAGAUAUAUGUUAUACUUCAGCAAUAUCCUACGUUCAUUGUUUAUUGUUCUUACUUUUUUGUACGAUAUGUAUAUAUACAUAUAGUUCAUGAUAUGUCAGUUGCUAGGAUAGGUAGGUAGUUUAUUUCGAUUUUGUUCUAAGUUACAAAGAUGUUGUAUUUUGUAGUUCGAUCAUGUUAUUGUACUAUGUUGUUAUAUAGGGAUAAUAACACAUCCCAGUUGACCACUGCGUUAGAAUUCUAAAUGUUGUUAGUUGAGAGAGUGAGGUCUACGUUACUAGAAGUAUAUAUUCCACUGCUAUGUUGUUUUACCUAUUCACAAAAUAAGGCACUGUUAUGGCAUCUGUAUACUAGUAUUUCACAGAAGAUUUGGCGCAUGGGCAGUAAGCAUUCGUGUGUGUACGCAUGCGUAGACGAUCGUUGCCGACGUUGCUGUUCGUUACUUGGUGCAUUCCAGUCUGGGGAUUUUGAUCUAGUCUGUGCCCCUGAAUGUAAGAAGUGUCUCUCUGUGGGCGCAGAAUAAGAACUGUGAUGUCUAAGCCGCUACGUGCUCAUGUACUUCGUUUCCCCACAGGAAUGCCAACAUAGCUGCAAUGAAUUGGUGUAAUAGUUAACUUGACUUGCCAUUGUUAGUCCUAACCCAUAGUAUGUACGGUACUGUUUAUAUUUUUGUACCCAUAGCUAUGUCAACUAUAGAGAAGACUCCCAGUUCUGUACCCCUCACCAGAAAUACAUAUAUAUAUUCUUACA